Molecule: messenger RNA, 618 nt
Organism: Encephalitozoon hellem ATCC 50504
Lineage: Eukaryota; Fungi; Microsporidia; Unikaryonidae
Product: casein kinase II subunit beta
Exons: 1
Coding region: 1-618 (205 amino acids)
Cellular component (GO): protein kinase CK2 complex; cytoplasm
Molecular function (GO): protein kinase regulator activity
Source: RefSeq, a predicted model, not a curated record
AUGGAGAAUUUGUUAGAGGACGAUUCGGAGAAUUUACUGAGGAUGAGCCCCGACGAGUAUUGGGUGGGAGACUUCAUGCAUAGGAAGGAAAACCAUGCCAUCGUCCGUGUCCCGGAUGAGUUUCUGGAGGACAGGUUUAACAUUAUUGGGCUGGACAGAUACAUAAAGAACCUCGAAGAGGUUUAUAGCUCUAUACUCGAUAAAGGUCCGAGAAGAGGCUUCAAAGAAGAGUCCUCGCUGUACUACCUGAUCCACCAGAGAUACAUCUUCACAAAACCUGGUCUCGAGGCUAUCUUGGACAAGGUGAUGGGCAAGGAGUAUGGGAUGUGCCCGAAGAUAGGAUGCAGGUCUGUUGGGAUGAUUCCUGUUGGACUGAGCGAUGGGCCGGGGAAGUCAUCCACAAAGAUUUACUGCCACAACUGUGCGAAUGUAUAUGAGCCCAGAGGCAGCCUCCGGCUGUUGGACGGAUGUGCAUGGGGAAGGUCGUUCCCUCACUUCCUGAUCCUCGCACACUCAUACCACUUUCCCUCUAGGGUGUGUGAGGAGUAUGUUCCGAGGAUCUACGGGUUCCGGAUAUGCUCCCAUGACGAUAACGAUUCUUUUUCCGAGGACAACUGA